AUGCCAGGGGCAGGAACGCAGUGUAAAGAAGUUCAUGAUCCCGAUGAUAAAUGGAUCGUUGAUAUUGAGACGGUGCUGGGAUGCGUAGAAGACGAUAAAGUAAAGACAGGCAGCAUUUGCAGGGUUCCAGAGAAAAUUCGACCAGCCGAAGACCAAGGGUAUAGUUACAGGCCUCAGCUCGUUGCCAUGGGACCCUUCCACAGGGGCACCAGCAACGACCUGCAAAUCCAUGAAUUGACCAAAUGGCAGUUCAUGCGCUCUCUUCUUGCGGUUCGAACGCAGAACAAUUCGUUGAGCGUUGAAAGAUGCAGUAAGGCCGUGAAAGGCAGAGGGAGCAUAAUUCGAGCGAGCUAUGGGGAGAAAAUAGAAAUGGGAGAAGAGGAGUUUGCCAGAAUGAUGUUACUUGAUGGUUGCUUUCUCUUAGAGCUUCUGCUUAGGCUCACUGAGCCUAAGGAACCUGUUGAACAGAAAUAUGUGUUACAAUUUCUCACAGAUCUCACGCUGCUCGAGAACCAAAUCCCUUUUAUCGUUCUCUCAACUUUGUCCUCAACACUUCUCAAACUUCCGGAUGCUGCUCAGCGACCCGGACUACCCGACCCUCAGCAUGCACUUUCUCAUCACCUUUUCAAUGAGUUCAAACUUUCUCCGGAAAAUAUUGCCAAGUCACUCCUUGAAUGCAACGAUGCCCGCGCUGACUUCUCCAAAGGUGUUUAUCAUUUCCUUCAUCUCAUCCACUUGUGCUCCCCUGAUCCCUAUCCGGAAGAGGAACGCAGGAAACAUCCACGAAAACUGCAGCGCUGCGCUAGAAAGCUCCAAGCUUUGGGAAUCACAAUUAAGGCCAAGGCUAAACAAACUACCGAUGCUCAAGGCGAUGACGAGUCGGAAGAAAAUGCGGCUUCUGUGCUAAGGAAAUUCAUGGACAAGUUCGAAUUCAAAAUAGAAUUUAAUGAGAGGAAGCGAGAACUGAUCAUCCCGACGCUGCACAUAAAAGAAGCAACAGAAGUGAAAUGGAGGAACUUGAUUGCUUGGGAGCAAAUCGGGUUGACUGAAAUCGGCUACAAAUUCACCUCCUACGCUUAUUUUUUCAAAGGUUUGGUCUGUUCUGUUCAUGACCUCAAACUGCUUGAACACAAAGGAGUCAUAAAAGUGCAAAACGAGGUCAUCAAGGACAAGGAUUUGGUGAAGAUGUUCCGAAGCAUCACAACCGGGGAGGAAAAAAUGGAUGGGAGAUACAGAAAAGUAUGUAAGAGAUUGAACAAAGCGAAGGUGAAUGGAUGUUGUGUCAUUUUCAAAAUGCCGGGGCAUUAUUUGUGGCGAUUUCUGGAAUGGCUUCGACACAGACUAUCAACAACCUAUCUUGGCGCGCUCCAACGUACCUAUUUGAAGGCUCCAUGGAAGAUCGUCGGAGUUGUUUACGGCACAAUUCUGCUUAUUCUCACUGUUAUGCAGGUCGUUUAUGCAGCACGUGGCCAGUGA
Messenger RNA from Neltuma alba, 1476 nucleotides. RefSeq names its product UPF0481 protein At3g47200-like. The record is from RefSeq and is a predicted model, not a curated record. The transcript has 2 exons. Bases 1 to 1476 code for a protein of 491 amino acids. NCBI's taxonomy places the organism in Eukaryota, Viridiplantae, Streptophyta, Magnoliopsida, Fabales, Fabaceae.